AGCGUAGAGAGAGCAAGAGAGCUUGUUUUGACAUUAAAGUGCAUUGUUGCCAUUUGACAAUAUUCCUAACCUGAAUAUUUCUGAACUGUUCAAGAACGUGAAAAUUUAAAGAAAUUACCGCAAUAAUGUCAACUAGAUGGUAUCCAUUAUAUCAAAGAGGAGCGCCUCAAUUGAGGGUUUUCCUGCCUAACUUUUGGAUGAAAUUAAUAAGACCAACAGAAGAACAGCCUACAAAUGUUGUACAAUUUUCUGUAUCAAUGGAGAUGACAAAGCAUGAUAUCAAAAACUAUUUAGAAAAAAUAUACGAUGUUAAAUCUGUUGAUAUAAGAACAAGAAUAGCACUAGGUAAUAUGAAAAAAGACUUGAAAGGAUAUAUAACCAAAGAAGAUGACAUAAAAUAUGCCUAUGUGACUCUACCAAGAGGUGAACAUUUUGAAUUUCCUGAUCUUUUCCCUUCAUCAGUGGAAGAACAACGUAAAGAUGAAGAAAAGUCACUGGAAGAAGCUAAGAAAAGCUACAAUACCUUUGUAGAUAGGAACAAGGAUAGAAGAAACACUCCUGGCUGGUUUGGAAUUUAAGAUGAUUGCUUUAGAAGCUAGAUGUACAAAUAGUGUGUAAUAAAUUUAGUUAUUCUUAGA
Molecule: messenger RNA, 638 nt
Organism: Dalotia coriaria
Lineage: Eukaryota; Metazoa; Arthropoda; Insecta; Coleoptera; Staphylinidae
Gene: mRpL23
Product: mitochondrial ribosomal protein L23
Exons: 2
Coding region: 126-578 (150 amino acids)
Biological process (GO): mitochondrial translation
Cellular component (GO): mitochondrial large ribosomal subunit; ribosome
Molecular function (GO): structural constituent of ribosome
Source: RefSeq, a predicted model, not a curated record